Hyaloscypha bicolor E is the source of this 573-nucleotide messenger RNA. RefSeq lists its product as uncharacterized. The record is from RefSeq and is a predicted model, not a curated record. The transcript is spliced from 2 exons. Lineage: Eukaryota; Fungi; Ascomycota; Leotiomycetes; Helotiales; Hyaloscyphaceae. Bases 1 to 573 code for a protein of 190 amino acids.
AUGGCCUAUCCACUACGCAGGGAGGAUUGUUGGGACAUCCGAAAAGAACCCACCCUUAAUCAUCUCGAGCCUGCUCCCAAAACAAAGGGAAGCCCUCUUAGUCCAACACAGCCAAGUUUGGAGAAUGGUGCACGCGAUCGCCAAGGCAUUCGAGAAACAUCGGCGCAUGACGAGUCGGAGACUCCUCCCCUUGCCAACCCCGAAGCUGCUGGCGAACCGAACAAACCUGCUGAUCCGGUUGUCCCCGGACCAUGGUGGGACGUCGAAGACGAGCGCUGGGUUGACGAUGACGGUCAUCCAAUUUCUCAGCUCGAGCCGGAAAGCCAGCCUGACUCUCACCCCAUUGCAUCUUCAUGGGUUGAGAUCAACCAAUACGGCAAUCACGGAACAAAAGGGGACGUAUUAGACAAGCCAGUACCCCGCUUUCAAUUUACUCCUUCUGAAGGAUACAAUGGAGAGCCUGUGACCACGCAGGCUUAUGCCAGUGAAGGAGCCGCCUGCAAAAGCGCCGUAAUCGAUUGCACAAACAGUACAACGAAGAAUACGACCCGUCUCCAACAACACUCUGGAUGA